This is a messenger RNA of Lactuca virosa, 1033 nucleotides long. NCBI's taxonomy places the organism in Eukaryota, Viridiplantae, Streptophyta, Magnoliopsida, Asterales, Asteraceae. The record is from the annotation of a GenBank genome assembly.
CACUCUCAAAAUGACAUUCACAUACACAAUAUUCUCUAAUACCCUUGUCUUCACUAUUUUCCUAAUUAAAUUUGUUGCACUUCCGAUGGCAUAUUCAAAACCAGCCAUGUUCUUGCAGGAUUUUCAUGUAACAUGGUCCGAUUCACACAUCAAGCAACUCGAUGGCGGAAAGGCAAUCCAACUUCUCCUUGACCAAAACUCUGGUUGUGGAUUUGCUUCGAAAAACAAAUACUUAUUUGGACGUGUAAGCAUGAAGAUUAAGCUCAUUCCAGGAGAUUCUGCCGGCACUGUCACUGCAUUUUAUAUGAAUUCAGAUACUGAUCAAAUACGCGAUGAGCUUGAUUUUGAGUUUUUGGGGAACCGAACCGGUCAACCCUACUCGGUUCAAACCAAUGUUUAUACUCAUGGAAAAGGUGAUAGAGAACAAAGGAUUAACCUAUGGUUUGACCCGGCUGUUGACUUUCAUACUUAUUCCAUUCUAUGGAACCAUUACCAUGUGGUGUUUUAUGUGGAUGAAGUCCCUAUAAGGGUAUAUAAGAAUAAUGAAGACAAAGGAAUUCCAUUCCCAAAAAUUCAACCAAUGGGAGUGUACUCAACAUUAUGGGAAGCCGAUGAUUGGGCGACAAGAGGUGGGCUCGAAAAAAUAGAUUGGACGAAAUCGCCCUUUUACACGUACUACAAAGACUUUGACAUUGAGGGUUGUACUGUCCCGGGUCCGGGCUGGUGCGCUGCUAACCCAUCCAACUGGUGGGAGGGCGCCGCCUAUCAACACCUGGACCCGGUGGCUGGGCGUCAGUACCGGUGGGUCCGGUUAAACCACAUGGUUUAUGAUUAUUGCACGGAUAAACAACGGAAUCCAAUUACCCCACCGGAAUGUAAGGCCGGAAUUUAGAUUCCGUUUCCAACAAUGGAAUUGAAUAGUUGAUGGGAGGGUGUAAGUAAAGUGGAAUUUUAAUGGCGGGACUUUGAAAGACACAAAUAAUGGUUUGGCCAUAAUUGUGAAAGGGUAUAGUAAUGUGAUAAUUGAUAUGCG